UAUGAAAAAAAAAAUCUCGACCACUCCUUGUUAUUACCCUUGUUAUAUAACCAUGUUUCACCCAUAAAAUCCCCAAAAAAUCCAGCUGUGGCCAUUCACAGCUAUAUCUUGACAGUCAGUGAUACAUGCUACAUGGAGUUUUUGGAUCGACACAAAGUAAGUACGCGAUAAUUCAUUCAUUCAUUCAUUUUCCAUGCCGCUUUUCCUCACGAGGGUCACGGCGUCUGUAAUUCUGUUCUCGCGUGCUCUCACCUCCAGUUAGGGUUAUGCUGUUUUAAAAAAAUAUAUUUUAAAAAAAAAAUGCCCUUCUGCUCAAAAUUUUUCUUCCUCCAGAAAAUUGAGAUUUUAGGCUUUCCAAUGAUGUACCACACAUGCAUAUCGGACAAUUUUGAAAGUUGGCUAAAGUGGGGGUCUCAGAGCGGAACUUCAAGUCACCUGAGUGUUUUCCGCCAUAUAUGUAUUUAGAGAAAUGGUUUUUAAGCACUUCAAAUGUAAUAAUUAUAAAUUUUAAACAUGUUACUGUCCCACCGAACUAUUUUUAAACAAGAAUAAAAUAGGGCUGUCAAAAUUAUCGCGUUAACGAGCGGUAAUCAUUUUUUAAAAAUUAAUCACGUUAAAAUAUUUGACGCAUUUUACACACAUGCCCCGCUCAAACAGAUUAAAAUGACAGCACAGUGUCAUGUCCAUUUGUUACUUGUGAUUUUUGGUGUUUUUUCGCCCUCUGCUGGCGCUUGGGUGCGACUGAUUUUAUGGGUUUCGGCACCAUGAGCAUUGUGUAAUUAUUGACAUCAACAAUGGCGAGCUACUAGUUUAUUUUUUGUUUAAAAAUUUUACAAAUUUUAUUAAAACGAAAACAUUAAAAAAGGUUUUAAUAUAAAAUUUCUAUAACUUGUACUAACAUUUAUCUUUUAAGAACUACAAGUCUUUCUAUCCAUGGAUCACUUUAACAGAUUGUUAAUAAUGUUAAUGCCAUCUUGUUGAUUUAUUGUUAUAAUAAACAAAUACAAUACUUAUGUACAGUAUGUUGAAUGUAUAUAUCCGUCUUGUGUCUUUCCAUUCCAACAAUAAUUUACAUAAAAAUAUGGCAUUUUAUAGAUGGUUUGAAUUGCAAUUAAUUACGAUCAAUUAAUUUUUAAGCUGUGAUUAACUCGAUUAAAACAUUUAAUUGUUUGACAGCCCUUGAAUAAACUAGAAAAUGUUUGUCUUCAUUAAAUGCUUAAUUGACUGAGUCCACUCAAAUCCGUUCAAGCUGCUCACCUACACACAAUAAGUUGCCACAGCAACUGUUUAACAAGUUAAACGAUGACUGACGAAUGCUGCGCUUUGAAGUUUCGGCUUCAAAGCAUCUCUGGCAAGAUCAAACCUUAAAGUCAAUCAUUCAUCGUUAACUGAAAGCGACUCACCAACUGCCUGACCAAGGAAAGCAGCAGGAACGAGAGUGAGAGACUACGUGAUCAGAUCGGGACAGCUCUAUAAAAUACUGCAUUUAUUUCUUUAUUUGAAAAAUAAUCCACGAUGGACUGAGGGCACGAAGUUUGAAGUGCGAAGUAGCAAGGAAUCAUUGUAUUUAUCUUAUCCUGUAUUUGUUUUUGUUUUUUUUUUUCAUAGAAACUAGUAUAACUUUGAUCCUAUUGUGUCUUUCAUUCUUUUAAACACUUUAUAAGCAAGUGACUAUAAAAGCACCAUGGAUUCAGAGCAGUAUAAGGUAGAACCACACUACAUAGACGGCAGCAGCGGUCAUCACUGGCACGCCACAGCAAAAGUGGGCGACUCGGAUUCCAGGGCACGAGAAGGUGACGGCGGCUGGAAGCUCCUGGAAGUGUCGCUUUCCGGGGGUGCGCCGUGGGGGUUCACGCUCCGCGGCGGGCUGGAACAUCGCGAGCCACUGCUUAUCACCAAGGUGGAGGAGGCCAGCAAGGCGGCAGCUGUGGGCCUGCAGGUGGGAGAUGAGCUCGUCAACAUUAACGAGAUUCCCUUGAGCGGCUUCAGGCAGGAGGCAAUCUGCUUGGUGAAAGGCUCCCACCGGACACUCAGCCUCAUAGUGAAAAGGAAUGUGAAAAUGGUGGACAUUGUAGCUCACAAAAUGCCUUCAGAGAAUGACGUGCAUGUGGCCCGAAGCUUCCUUACCAAGAUUUUGCGAAGUUCAAUGAGAAAGAACCAAUUCCUAGGACGCAAUGAACCCAUAAGCAGGCCGCACUCCUGGCACUCCACAAAGUUCAACGAAGGCCAGUCCGAGUCAGCCAAAAGACAACAGUCUCCACCCUCGGCGGUUGUGUGGCACACCACGUACGAUGCGAGUUCCUCAUCAACUGACCUGUCGUCCGGCUGGGAGCAAACAAACCUCUGCAGGGUUUCAGACCAGUACAGCUCUCUGGGCAGCAUGGACAGUUUAGAGCACGUCCCCCACCCGUACCCGGCUGGUCAGCUGUCUCCCGCCAAGUCCAACAACAGCAUGGAGCACCUUGGCGGUGGCAAACGAGACUCUGCCUACAGCUCCUUCUCCACCAGCUCUGGCACGCCAGACUUCACGCUUUCAAAAAGCAACACGGCUUCCACAGAGAAUGUGUUAUACAAAGUAAGCCAGUGGGAUGCUGGAGGGAGGUCCGUUAAUGGCAGGACUGCCCAAAGUCUAACGGAGGGAGUCAAACAGGAUGACAGAUUGACCUACUUUCAGAUGCCAGGAACCUGUGAUGGCCCCCAAACUGACGACCAGGCCGGCUCCCGCCACUCCACAUCGGGCAGAGCGAGUUGCGGACCGGUCUGGCAUGUUCCAGAAAAAAAGAAGACCUCCUCCCCCUCUCCACCACCGCCAACCCCGCCAACACGCAGUGAUAGUUUUGCCGCCACUAAGGAACGAGGGAUCGUCGUAACGCAUCCUGAACCUCCCAGUACGCGUAUCCCGGGAAAGCCUGCUGCUGAAGAUCUCAAUGUCCAGAACCGGUCCCCGAAGCAUGACAGGGCUAGUUUUUACACUCACGGGCAGUUUAGCUCGAACAAGCUGCAUUCCCUUUCCAGCUGUGAUGUCCGGCAAGGUCAUCCUACGCAUCACAGAAACCAUAGCGAUAAAAGCACUUUUCCUGCACAACCGUGGCCCGCAACCGCUCCCAAGCCGCUAAAUGUCGGGGGCUACUUCUCCAGCAUGCAGGAGCUGCCCACUAACGGUUCUUCUCAACCUGUCGGCCAGAACCUUAGGAGGAAUUUAAGCACAUCUCAAGCGAUUGCUCCCAAAGACCCAAACAUUGAGGGAAGUGGGCAUAACCGGUACUACUGUGUAACUACAGCAGGAAAAGCAGAUGACAGGAAAAAUUCUGCUGGCCUCGACUUGAACCAGACAGGAAAUGAGCAGAAUUCUCAACAAGCAAUCACCAAAGCAAAAUAUCACAUUCCUCCACAGCAGCAGUACUCUUCUAAUGGUAGAGAUACUAAUGGAUACAACAAACACCAUGUUACCUCUGUUCUAGACACCUCUCCUAAAGCCACUGAUGACCUCAGAAGCCAGAGGGGACAGAGUUUACAAAAUGAAGAGUCUCUGUACACGAGUUGUCCCCCAAUCAGAUUCUCGGACCAACGGCGGUCACUUCCUCUGCAUCACAAAGAAUUCCCCCAAGAUACAAGGCACCACAGCCAGGCCGGUGACAAGAUCUGCCCUGAGAACACCCCCAUGCUCCAUUCAUUGUCCAUGGACGCAAAGGGCGAGCCCUCAAAAGGUGCGAACUCAGAGAAAACGGAGUCUAAACAGUUACAACGCAGCGACCGUUUUGCCACCGCCUUAAAGAGCGAAAUCCAGUUGAGAAGAGCCAAGCUGCAGAAGAGUAAGAGUGCGGCAACUCUUCCCAACGAAAACCAAGAUGGCCAAUAUCCGUGGAUUUCUAAUCAGAGCUCCACUCCCGCUUUGGUGGACAGCCCUUUCACAAACACUUACAAAGAUAACUUGAAGGAAGCACAAGCUCGGGUACUUAAAGCCACUUCCUUCAGGAGGAAAGAUCUGGAACCAGUUUUAGUGGAACACCCAUCAGCCGAAGCCAUACCCAGUUACCCUUCCUCAUCAAUGGCUCGGAAAGAUCUCACUCCUCUUCCGACAUUGUCCGAGGCAGGGAUCAGUAAAUCUGGGCCUUUACGCAUUGGUGGACGUAAGCGCUUUGCAGCAGAACAGAAAGUAAGGUCCUUCUCUGACCCAGACAAAAUCCAUGAAGCUGGCGUACAAGGAGAAGAAGGUACAAACUGUUCCCUGGAUCAGCAAAACAGAAAUUUGAUUGGCCCUAGUAACAUGUCCACCAAAACUGAGAAUCUCGGUGAUUCCACAGUCAAAGGUCUUGCCGGUGAAACUGGGCCUGUACUGAAAGAGAAAAGGACAAUAGGCGACCCUCAGGGUGGACCAGCAUACUCUGUCCAGGACCAGCAACGUCUAGGCACUUUCGCGGAGUACGAGGCCAGAUGGAACAUCCAGAAGAAACCUCCAGAGACUCGAGCCUCGGGAAGAUUCAGGUCCGCCGACAACAUUCUGGACCCUGGCUCGGAUGAGCGAGUGAAACCGGACUGUUUUCACGAAAGGUCACGAUCUUCACCCUCUGCUGACUUCUAUGGGCAGGCAACUCAUGACCCUGCAUUAAAGCCGAAUCAGCAGUUUUCCAAAAUGGAAGAUAAACCCGCUGGGCAACUCAACUCUGCCUCAAGCGUCCCGGCGGACUGCAAAGUGAGAGAGAAAUCUGUUGAGUGUGAACGCGGAGCUUCUACGACAGCUACAGCCGCCGUCAACCACAGAGCGCCCGAGCCGAGCCGCUCUCAGGUCACGGACCGAGCAGAGUCUCCCGCGCCCGGAUGCCCCGAGGUCAACCACGAGGACUCGGCGCUUCCCCAAAAUCGCACCCCGAACGGCGAGGCUAAAAAGGCAGACGGCAAAGCGCGAGUCGCCAUGGAGGCUGUCCGUUCGCCUUCCCCGCAGUUUUCCCCGCAGAGACUUAGCGACAAGCCACCAGUGUCACUGAACGACCAAGACUUAAACGGGAUGGAAAACGGGACGGAAAAACCAGCCGGAGCGGUGAAGAAAGUGCCCGUCAGGAUCGUACAGUCGGAGGGAACGGCAAACGAGGCGUCCACGGCCAGAACUGGCGGUCCCGAUAUUAGCAAGCUCGGCAGUUUGGGAGCCGGCGGGCAGGACUCGGUCUUCAGUGCUUUCACUCGGCAGAAAGAACCCGACGAGCCGGUGAAGGACACCGCACCGAUAAUCUCAGAGGAGCGGAAGAGGGAAGAAUUGGCUCGAGACAUCAUGGACAAGGACAAGUCGCUGGCGGACAUCCUGGAUCAGAGCAAGAUGAAGACCACUAUGGACCUGAUGGAGGGUUUGUUUCCUCAAGGCGAGCAGGUGCUGGAAGGAGCUCACCAACGUCGGAAAGCACCAGUCAAACCCCCGAAUUCCACCAGGCACGCUGAGGAAAGGGAGAAGCAGGACAACAUGGCAGCAGCAGUCGCCAUGGUGACCAGCUCUACGUAUUACAGCACGUCCGCCCCCAAAGCCGAGCUUCUCAUCAAGAUGAAAGACAUGCAGGAGCAGAACGAGGACUACGGUGACUCAGAGGAUGAACUGGACUUGGAUCUGGCCAAUAAGAAGCAAGAGCUGAUGGACAGCCUGAGCAAAAAGCUGCAGGUUCUGCGCGAAGCCCGCCAAAGCCUACAGGAGGACGUGCUCGACAACAACGCGCUGGGAGAUGAGGUGGAGGCGCGCGUCCAGCAGGUGUGCAAGCCCAACGAGCUGGACAAAUUUCGGAUGUUCGUAGGCGACCUGGACAAAGUCGUGAGCCUUCUUCUGUCGUUAUCGGGUCGCCUGGCCCGAGUGGAGAACGCCCUCAACAGUUUGGACGAGGAAGCCACACCAGAAGAGAGACGCACGCUAACAGAGAAGCGCAAGCUCCUCAUCCGCCAGCACGAAGACGCCAAGGAGCUGAAGGACAACCUGGACCGUCGGGAGCGGGCCGUCUACGACAUCCUGGCGAGCUACCUGCCCGAGGACGGCAUGGCCGACUACGAGCACUUUGUCAAGAUGAAGUCGGCGCUCAUCAUCGAGCAGCGCAAGCUGGAGGACAAAAUCAAACUGGGCGAAGAGCAGCUCAAGUGCCUGCUGGACAGCCUGCCUAUCGAGCAACGCUUGGCCCUUUGACGUGCUAGCGGCCACCGGGGGGCGCUGCAGACUUAGGUAUUUCAGCGGAAUUCACUCUUAAGAAAGAUGCUGCAUUUUUUCCAGCACCUAUGUUGAGUACAGUGAACCUUGUGGAUACAUUCCAGACUCCAGCAUUUACUUGUGAGGUUAAAUAUGAGUGACCUUAACUUAUUGGCUGCCAUUGACAGCGAUAGACGUCCAAUAAUUUUGAACUCUCCUAGUUCAAAUAAAUUAGACGUCUUUCGUCAUUGAUGGAAUUUAACCCAUUGAUGCCUGAAUUUACAUUUAAAAAAUAAUAAAUAUAUAUAUAUAUAUAUAUAUAUAUAUAUAUAUAUA
Molecule: messenger RNA, 6490 nt
Organism: Corythoichthys intestinalis (scribbled pipefish)
Lineage: Eukaryota; Metazoa; Chordata; Actinopteri; Syngnathiformes; Syngnathidae
Gene: shroom2a
Product: shroom family member 2a
Exons: 13
Coding region: 1685-6154 (1489 amino acids)
Biological process (GO): actin filament organization
Cellular component (GO): apical plasma membrane; cortical actin cytoskeleton; apical junction complex
Molecular function (GO): actin filament binding
Source: RefSeq, a predicted model, not a curated record